Pseudoliparis swirei is the source of this 3059-nucleotide messenger RNA. RefSeq names its product centriolin-like. Gene Ontology annotation, molecular function: hyaluronic acid binding. The coding region runs from base 244 to 2775 and encodes 843 amino acids. Lineage: Eukaryota; Metazoa; Chordata; Actinopteri; Perciformes; Liparidae. The transcript has 22 exons. The record is from RefSeq and is a predicted model, not a curated record.
AGAAGGAGAAGAGGAGGUCUGCUGUGAGAGGAGAGGAGAGGAGGAGAGGAGGAGGUCUACUGUGAGAGGAAAGGAGGAGAGAAGGAGAAGAGGAGGUCUGCUGUGAGAGGAGAGGAGGAGGUCUACUGUGAAAGGAGAGGAGGAGAAGAGGAGGUCUACUGUGAGCUGAACAUUACCCAGCAGCCACGUCUGCAUUCUCUCACUAAGCAAGUCGGGAUCAAGUCAGACACACAUCUACCCAGCAUGCAUUGCACCCGAUCGCCGGUGAUGGAUGUUGACCAGGACCGGCUCCCCAGUGAAGCUGCCCUCCCCUUGGCUGAUGGCCCAUGUGACAGGAUGAGCGGGAGGCAGAGCGAGCUGGAGGGUCGCCUUGAAGACACGCUGUCACGCAUCGCCACGGAGACGCAGGAGAUCAAAGAGCUAGAGCAACAGCUGACCGACGGUCAGAUCUUGUCUAAUGAGUGUCUCCAGAAGGAUCUUGAUGAAAUCAUCUUUGGCCUUCAGGAAUAUCUGAGAGGACUCAGAGAGCAGGCUCGGGGUUCUCUGCAGAAGGUUCUCAGGCUGCAGAAUGAGAACCAGAGUCUGCAGCUCCAUCUGGAGGUCAGUGAGGGUCACUGCAGGCAGCUGGAGGCCACGAGCAGGACACAAGCAAAGAGCAACGAGCACCAGCUGAGACGUCUCAACAGGAAACUACGACAGCUCAGCAGGUCCAUGUGUGACUCUGAUCAGCUGACUGUAGACCAGCUGACCUCAACCACCAAUCAGCUGAGAGCCCUGAACCACAUGGUGGAGCUGCUGCACACACACACUCACACACAUCAGAUCAACCGACAUGAAAGAAAACAUUCAGCUCCGCUGCAGUCUGGACACACGGUGGAGGAAACCCAGAGACCCAGACUGAAACUAGACCGGACCAGGACCAGGACCAGAGAUCCUGGACUUGAAGCUCCCAGUCUGGGCUUUCUGGGGACUCAGGACUCUGGUUUGGGUCUGCAGUACCUCGGUUCUCCUGAGAGGCGGCAACAGCAGGACAGACGACCCGCAGGAGAAGGGCCCUGGGUCUACGCACCCCCGACACACUCUGACACAGCAGCAUCCGCCGAGUGGAGGGACAGCGGAGGAGGCAGCGACAGGAGCUGCAGAGGACGCAUGCCUCCUCCUCCUCCUCCUCCUCCUCCUCCUGCAGCUGUCUCUCUUGGUCAGACUCCUCUGGUUGGACCGGCCUGGCUGAUCUGUAACAUCCCAGAACACACAGACACGGGAGGCAGGUGUGUUUCUGAGCGACUGGAGGAGAAGAAGAAACUACAGCUGGAAACCAAACAACUGAGACAACACAGUGUGAUCCAGGUGUGUAACGAGGUGGAGUGUGUGGAGAAAACUCUCCUGAAGAGACGAGCUGAACUCCGGGAGGCGGACCGACUGCUGCUGGAGACUCAGAGCUGCAUACACAAGGUGAGCUCUUCUCAGGAGAGCGCCGCCUGUCGGCUGGAGGCCACACAGCACAUCAGAGUGCUGCAGGAGGAGGUGGAGGUGCUGAGGAGGAGGAGACAGGAGGAGGAGCAGAGUCUAAGGGAGACGAAGGAGGAAGUGAGGAGCAGAGAGCAGGAGUUACUACAACUCGGCAACAAACUUCAGUCAGAGUCAGACAGAUUUUCUGUCGUGCUCUCAGACCUCCAGACGUCUCAGAAGCGUCUCAACAUUCAGGAGGAGCAGCAGGAGCAGAGGCUGCUUCAGUGGAGGGAGGAGCACCAGGCAGCUGUGAUGAGGGUGGAGGAGGUCAGAGAGGAGGAGCAACGGCUACAGAGGAGAGUGAAGGAGCUGCUGAGUCAGAGGAGAGAAGAAGAGAUCAGAGUCACCACACAUAGAGCAGAGCUGAAACACCUCCUCCAGGAGCUGCUGGUGGAGCAACAGGCGCUGGAGGGGGUGAAAAACAAACGCACCCAGAGGCUCCAGCAACUUCACAAGGUGAAGGAGCAGCUGGACAAGAGGGAGGAGGAGCUGGACAAGAGGAAGGAGGAAGUGGACAUAAUGAGGGACCGAGGGGAUGAGAAGAGGGAGCUAAAUGAGUCCCACAGAAAGACAGAACUGCAGGAGGUGGAGCAGGUGGUGGAGAAGGAGAUGGAGCAGGAGGAGCUGAGCAGGAGGAGGCAGGAGAGGAGCAUCCUGCAGGAGCAGUGUAAACACCUGGAGGCUAGAAGGAGGCACGCUGAGAGGAGUCUGUUGGCGGUGGAGGCGGAGCUCACUAAACAAAGGGAGGAGCUCAGCCAUGCCCAACUCCUCCAACAGGAAUUGGUCAGAGAUGUGACAGCCAAUCAGGAGCAGCUGAACGCUGCAGUGAGUGGGCUGGAGAACAGGGGGCAUUGUGAUCCAUCAGAGGAGGAGCCAACCUACAAGGAGGAGCCUCAGCCAGAAGAGGAGGGGCUAGUUGAGAUGAAGGAGGAGCUUCGAGUGAAAGAGGAUGAAAUAAAGAAGACUGACAAGGAGGAGGACAGCAGGGAGGAGUCAGAGGAGGAUGAAUCUUUCUACCUGUCUACCGAUGGUCUGAGAUCAGCCUUUACUUGUGAGGAGACGUGUGAGGUGGAGAUGCAGAGAGAAGAACUGAGACAACAAGAGGACCACCUGAGGGCUCGUCUUCGCUGCAGUUUGCGGAACCAGGAAGAAAAUCUGAAGGAGAGAAAACUGGAGACACAAGAGAGUCUUCAGGGACUCCGAGACCGAGUGGACACGCUGGACUCACUGUUCACACACACACACAAUGACACACACACACAAUGACACACACAGUCCAUUUAGCAGCUGUUCUGGAGCUUUCGAGGAGAUCACAUGAACUCCUCUUGGUGUGUGUACAGUGUGUGUGUGUCUGUGUGUAUAUUGGUGUGUGUCCACGAUUGAGCUGGAGACCGCGGUGCAUUCAAUAACGUGAAAAAACAUACUUUUACUGUGUAAAUGUUCCCGUUGGUUUUACUGGUGAACAAAACAAACACACCUGCCGAUUUUGAAAGAUCUUUCAAAAUCUGAUUUUGAAUUAAAAGGUAAAUAAUAAAUUGCUUUAUCUCUGA